AUGACUCUUCUCCAAUCAAGAGCUUCCCCAGAAUGCAUCCUCGUCGGCGAGACCAGAUCAGACAUUGCCGGCAUCGGUAUCAUCGUCGGCUUCGUCGGCCAGGCCGUGAUAUCCCUCUGCCUCGCCGUCUGGGCCUUCUUCUUCUCCAAGCACGGCUCCUUCUUCCACGGCGGCCACGCGCCCGAGAGCAUCGAGUUCGCCAUUGAGCAGAAGCGCCUCGAGUGCGUGUCCGACAUCCUCAUGGUCGGCAACGACAUCCAGAUGGUCGUCGGCACGUCGUACAUGAUCUCGGCCUUUUCCAACAUUGAGAAGAUGGAUACGUAUCAUCUGCAUCUGGUGUUUGACAUUGUCAGCUUCGUUGGUCAACUCAGAGUCUCAAGCGCCGCCGCCCUCGUCUGCUGGACCUACUGCGACGUCCGCCUCCACCGCUCCUCUCACGCCCACGACUGGGCCCAUCAUCUCUUCGAGCGGCACUUCGCCUGUUUCCGCUCCCCCCAUUUCACGCCUCGCCACCGCGCAACAUACCUCUUCGCCUCGCUCUAUCUCGUCCUCACCAUCUUGCUCUGCGUCGCCCUCGAUGACUGGGCCCUCGACCAGCGCCCAGGCCGCUGCUACUUCUCGCACCUCGUCACCAGCUCCGGCGCACCUCAUCCGAUGAGCGACAAAGUCUACGUCUCGUUUACUGCUUCUUGGAUGAUCCUCGUCAUGAUGGCCGCUGCCUUGUCCGGUGCUCGCUGGCGGCAUACCAUCCUUGUCCUUGCAUUCUUGCAGUUCCCCGUCCACUUAUACAUGGCGCUGGCUUUGCGGUCUGCUAACCAGGGCAAGUUGGAAGGAGACGGAUAUGAAAAUGAGUGGGAUUUCGGCCAGACUACCGCUGUGAUAUUGUUGGCUGUGGCGGCGAGGGAAGUCUUCGACAAGAGCCUCGAGUAUUUCUUCUUCGAGAAGGACUUGAAGAAGAGCAGGGCCCUAUCUAACAGGAAUGAUAAACGGAAUGGGCAUGACGGGUCUUCUGAUGGCCAUCAGUUGAAUGGAAUAGCCAGUGCUGAAGAAGGGCAUACCUUUUACAACACCAGCAGCGCGUUAUAUGGGGAGCGACUGGGAGAGAGAUCGUCACUUGCAAAAACGGCGUCGAAAGCGACCAAUUCGGGGGAUUCCAAGAUGGAGGAAAGGGAUGGAUUUCCUCGGCAUGAUAGCAGAUCAUAUUGA
Molecule: messenger RNA, 1206 nt
Organism: Trichoderma gamsii
Lineage: Eukaryota; Fungi; Ascomycota; Sordariomycetes; Hypocreales; Hypocreaceae
Exons: 3
Coding region: 1-1206 (401 amino acids)
Source: RefSeq, a predicted model, not a curated record